AUGUCCAAAUUAUCUAUAUUAAAUAAUACGAAGAUUAAAUCGAAAUGUCUAAUAAUCGUAUUAUUUUGUUUUAUCAUUCUAAUGGAAAUGAAUAAAUUGCCCAUUAAUAAAUCUCUUGGACGGAAAUCAUUAAUGGCAAGAGAAGAAAAAGGUAUCUGGGAUUUUGGUCGAGUUUCAUGUAUUGUGGGACUUGCAUUAACUGCUGCAUGUACAUUUUAUACUGCAUGGAGUCCCGCGUUUUGUUUGAUCCCCACAUCACCAGCAUGCUGGGCAUUAACUAUUGGAAUUAGUGUCACUGCAAGUUUUUCAGCCAUUGCUGUGUCAUAUGCCGCAUAUAUUGAAUAUAUGAAUGGAGACAUAUCAGUUAUUGAUGAUGAGAUUGUGAUAAGGUAUGAGAAUCAAUAUUUAUUAACAAAUACCACUAUGCAUAUGUAUCCGGGAUUACGCAAGGGUGGAGGUGAUGAUAAUUGUAUUAUAUUGUAUAAACCUGAUGAGAUAUAUGACACAAUUGUAAGAAAAUUUAUUGAUGUGGGGCUUGGGGUCCCUAUUUUGAGUAUACCUAAUGUGGGGUGCACAAAAUUUCAAAAUGAAGAUGGAGAAAGGUUGUUUGAUAAGGGAGUUGUGAGUAUAAAUUGGAAUAGUCAAAUUGGUCAACAUGUAGCGACGAAUUUAGAACAUUAUGAUGUUGUUUCUAUGGCGGAUGAUAUAAUUGGACAAUAUUUGAGUGGAUAUGAUGGGGAUGGGAUUUAUAAUGAAAUUCAAGAUGAAAAUGUGAAUUGGGUUUCGUAUAAUGUUGGGUAUGAUAUGGAGGUAUGUGGAGUGAGGGAGCGUGUAAGGGAAAAGCUAUUUAGCAAGACAAACUAUGAGAUUUGGAACGGAGAUAUUAAAGAAUUGGCUAAAUUGAUAUCAAAGAAUCGUAGUUGGAAAUGGAGUCUUGAUAUAAUUACGGGGAACUCGAUUAGGAAUGAUUAUUUUUGGGGAUGGUUGCCACGUAAAUGGGGUAAACAAGAACAAAGACAAUUAAUUCAUGGAGAAGUCUAUUUGAAUCAAUACGGCGGGGUGAAGGGAUAA
Messenger RNA from Henningerozyma blattae CBS 6284, 1071 nucleotides. RefSeq lists its product as uncharacterized. Lineage: Eukaryota; Fungi; Ascomycota; Saccharomycetes; Saccharomycetales; Saccharomycetaceae. The record is from RefSeq and is a predicted model, not a curated record. The transcript has a single exon. Bases 1 to 1071 code for a protein of 356 amino acids.